Messenger RNA from Archocentrus centrarchus (flier cichlid), 2296 nucleotides. It is a transcript of the gene coq6, whose product is annotated as coenzyme Q6 monooxygenase. Gene Ontology annotation, molecular function: 4-hydroxy-3-all-trans-polyprenylbenzoate oxygenase activity; FAD binding. The transcript is spliced from 12 exons. The record is from RefSeq and is a predicted model, not a curated record. The coding region runs from base 940 to 2184 and encodes 414 amino acids. Gene Ontology annotation, biological process: ubiquinone biosynthetic process. Gene Ontology annotation, cellular component: mitochondrion. Lineage: Eukaryota; Metazoa; Chordata; Actinopteri; Cichliformes; Cichlidae.
GGAGUAAACUUCCCUCCUUUUAAUCAAGUAGUCAGCUAACUAAUUGAGGAAACCUUUUACGAAGAAGAUGGCUAAAAGAAAAAAAGAUGAGGAGUAUCGUACUUUUCAGCAGGAAUGGACAGAUGAAUUCGCCUUUGUGGAGAGAGCAGGUUCUGCAGUGUGUCUAAUAUGCAGUGAUAAAAUUGCAUCGAUGAAACGGUCAAAUAUAAAGCGGCACUUCGACACACGCCAUACUACAUUUGCAUCGAAAUACCCAGCGGGGGACAGCAGGAAGAAAGCAUGUCAAGAGCUACUGUGCAAAGUGCAAGCUAGUCAGCAGCAACUUCGUGUUUGGACCCAACAAGGUGACUGGAAUUCGGCUAGCUUUGCUGGUGCUUUAGCAAUUGUGAGAAACGGAAAGCCAUUCACAGAUGGUGAGUAUGCCAAAACAUUCAUGCUUGAUGUCGCCAGUGAACUUUUUGACGACUUUUCGGAUAAAGACAAGAUAAUGAAACGAAUAAAAGACAUGCCUCUGUCGGCGAGAUUUUGAGCUACAAGUUGCUGACCUGAAGGCCUCAGACAUGUGGGUGAAUAAAUUCAAGUCACUAAAUGAAGAUUUGGAAAGACUUGCACGACAGCAAGCAGAGUUGGCGAGCAAACACAAGUGGGGAGAAAUGAAAAAACUUCAACCCGCAGACCAGCUGAUUGUCAAAACUUGGAAAGCACUUCCCGUCACAUACCACACACUGCAGCGUGUGAGUAUUGCUGUACUAACAAUGUUUGGCUCUACGUAUGCAUGUGAGCAGUCUUUCUCACAUCUAAAGAACAUUAAGACCAACCUACGAUCACGUUUAACGGAUGGAAGUCUCAACUCCUGCAUGAAGCUUAACCUCACCACGUAUCAACCAGACUACAAAGCCAUCAGCAAAACCAUGCAGCACCAGAAGUCGCAUUAAUGGUAUGGAUCCAAACUUGCAGGGUAAGAAGAUUCUACUGCUUGAAGCCGGCAACAAGAAAGUAAUAGACAAAGUCCCGGACACCUACAGCACCAGAGUUAGCUCCAUCAGUCCAGGCUCUGCCACCCUUCUCAGUGGUAUUGGAGCAUGGGAGCAUAUCACAAAUAUGAGGUUCAAGCCGUAUAAAAAGAUGCAGGUUUGGGAUGCCUGCUCAGAUGCCCUGAUCACAUUCGAUAAGGAGAACGUGGAGGACGAGAUGGCGUACAUCGUGGAGAACGACAUCAUUGUGGCUGCGCUCACUAAACAGCUGGACACUCUGUCUGAAAAUGUCCAAGUUAAGUACAGGUCAAAGGUGGUGAAAUACACGUGGCCCAUGCCCUACCAGGCAGCAGACUACAUCCCUUGGGUGCACAUCACGUUGGCCAAUGGGGAGACUCUUCAGACUAAGCUGUUGAUUGGCGCAGAUGGACCGAACUCGAUGGUGAGGCAGGAAUUAGAAAUACCCACAGUCAAGUGGAAUUAUGACCAGUCUGCUGUGGUUGCUGUGCUGCACCUAUCAGAGCCCACUGAGAACAAUGUUGCAUGGCAGAGGUUCCUCCCAACAGGACCCAUUGCAAUGUUACCGCUGUCCGACACGCAGAGCUCUCUGGUGUGGUCAACCAGCCAUUCGCUAGCAGAGGAGCUGCUCGAGCUGGAUGAAGAGAGAUUUGUUGACGCCAUCAACUCUGCCUUUUGGAGUAAUGAGAACCAGUCAGACCUAAUUGAGACGGCUGGCUCGCUGUUUCGAGGCGCUCUGUCGGCCAUCAUGCCAUCUGCAGGUUCACCUCGACAGCUUCCUCCGAGCGUGGCGGGGAUCGGCCCAAAGUCACGGGUCAUGUUCCCACUGGGUAUGGGUCACGCAUCCGAGUACAUCAGGCACAGAGUUGCGCUCAUUGGGGAUGCGGCCCAUCGUGUCCAUCCUCUGGCUGGUCAGGGAGUUAACCUGGGAUUCGGUGACGUGGCCUGCCUCAUGCAGAUCCUAAGUCAGGCGGCCUUUAACGGGAAAGACCUGGGAGCAAUUCAGCACUUAUUAGAAUAUGAAACAGAACGUCAGCGGCACAAUCUGCCCAUGAUGGCUGCCGUCGACCUCAUGAAACGGCUGUAUUCCACCAACGCCGCGCCUGUGGUUCUCCUACGCACCUUCGGUCUGCAAGCCACCAACAUGCUCCCAGCACUAAAAGAGCAAAUCAUGGCAUUUGCAAGCAAAUGAUGCAUCUGUCACACAGCCCUGUGUGGAUCUCCAGUGAUUGUGGGCUCUAAAGAGUGUAAAUGUUGUGAAUGUUAAAAAAAUAAUAAUAAAAGUAAUAAAAAAUGUAUUUUUC